Molecule: messenger RNA, 5739 nt
Organism: Polypterus senegalus (gray bichir)
Lineage: Eukaryota; Metazoa; Chordata; Cladistia; Polypteriformes; Polypteridae
Product: oocyte zinc finger protein XlCOF6-like
Exons: 2
Coding region: 1869-3917 (682 amino acids)
Biological process (GO): regulation of transcription by RNA polymerase II
Cellular component (GO): nucleus
Molecular function (GO): DNA-binding transcription activator activity, RNA polymerase II-specific; RNA polymerase II cis-regulatory region sequence-specific DNA binding
Source: RefSeq, a predicted model, not a curated record
AAAGAUUGCAGAGUGUGUUUUGGUUUUUUUUGUCUUCUUGUACCUUGCGUGAUUUAGACCUGUUAUGGACGGCUACCUCCUGAAUCUUUUCAUAUUCUUCAUAUUCUUUGCAGUGCUUAGUUGACAAAUUCGAGUUGCUUUUAAUGGCAAGUGAUUUCCGACCAAGUUUGCAGGUUGCUGUCUCUUUUCAAAGCCAAACCACCUCCACCUGAGUGAGGGUAAUCCACGUCUUGCCCUUCAACCUGACGUAGAUUGCGUGGCUGUUUUGUCCCCUGACGCUGUUUGCUCACUCAUUUUUAGGCAGCCACACCAGCUUAUCUUGUGGUGCACUCACUGUGCAUGUCUAUUUGCUUGUUUUGCAUACGUGCUGUAGUCUAUCCUGUUAGGGUCCAUGAUUGGAUUCUCAAGAUGUGUUUUUGGCAAAAAGAGUGACAUACUUGAUAACUUCAGCUUGCACAUGAUUUAAACAAGAAUUGAGAUAGAAUCAUAAAUGAUACGUACCGCACACUUCCAGAUGGUGGUAGUAUUUCUCCUAACUGCUGUCCACUUCACCAUCCCUAAAUAAUCCCAACAUUUCAAUGGGUAUAUUUUUAGAUUUUCCUAAUAAAUAGGACAUUUUCUCCUCUAGUAACAUAAAGUAAGAGAUGAUUGUUUGAACCUCAAAAAGAGUCUUUAAAUGACAUACACACUUCUGAAAGACUUUAGUGAAGGUGCAAAGGGAGGAGACGAAGUGUGACAGUUCAUCUUGAGCACAGGAGAAAUUGCACCGAGCAGGUCAGGUAAUUAUGGUGGAUAUUCACACAGUAAGCUCAGCUACAGUCCUGUAGACACAAAACGAUCCGUUUCUGAAGUGUUAGCCAUUCUUACAUUAUGAUAGCCAUUUUAAUUCAGUCAGGUUAAACAGACCAUCUGAAGAUGGGAGGAAAAUAAAGAGUGAGUGGGAUAAACCUGUGGUAAUGACAAGUGGAUUUAAGUGAUUGUGCAGCCAAAUGGCAUUCAAUGCAGGUUUUUGUGGAACAAAAGUAUGGCUGCCGUUGAUGGUGAGACUCCUGGGAUUGGGAUCAGUAAAGUCGUCUCCAUGUCAGAGGUCAAUUGAGAUAGGAAUGAGGAGGUAAACUGAAGUUUGGGGUGAACAGAAAGGAGUAAGAAACAUCCAGAGAAAAGGAAGAAGAGUAAAAAAAGAGAGUGAUGUAGAGUCCAGAGCAGUGGGCAGGGGGAAGAGUGGCCUCUCCUAAAUUGAUGGGGUUCAUUCAGUCUGGCCCACUCAGGAUGUAGUUUAGUCUGCUAAUAUCUUUAAUGACAGUUAAACGUGGCUCCAUAUGUGUUUGUGCUAAAUGCGCAUUUCUGUGAGUUUGACUGGAGUUAGGGUUAGGGUUAGGCAGAGUCUCUUUAAAAUGGUGUCCUUAAUUUAGGCUGAAUUCAACUUUGGCAUUUUACUGUUGCUUUGACAAAUACUGCCAUUACAGAACUGCUGAAAGUGAUUUUUAAAACAACAUACAUUUUGUAAUCUCCCCCCUUGUUGUCUUUCUCUUGAUCAGCUGGUCAUUGUCUCCUUACCCAAGUAGGUUUCCACGCCAGCUCUACUGAGAUGAUCUUAGGUUCACAUGGAGGGUUCACAGCAUUAUAAGUCUCUCCUAAUAAAGUUGCUCAUAUUUUAGUGUUUAGUUACCCCUGAAAUGUGCUCAAGUUGUUCUUGACAUUUUUAUUUUGACAGAUAUAAAGGAUCUAUAUAAUAUAUAUAUAAUUGGUUCCCGAGGCUAUGCAGUGAGGUGUCUAAUGGCCUUCAGAAAAGGACAGUCCUUGUAAGAAGUGAGUCUUAGAAGAGAAGAGCAGGCAGCUGAAGAGAGAGAAAAAGAUUUGCAACAGGCAUGGACGGACAACAGACUCACAUUAAGCAAGAGGAUUGUGAGUGGGGUGCCUUAGCAGAUUUGUGUGUGAAGUCGGAGGAAGGAAGAAUUCCAGUUUUUAAGGAGGAGGAGGAGGAGGAGUCCAAGGAAAAGGUUUUUGAAAUAAAAGUUGAGGAAUCGGAAGAGUUUUCAGUUACUCCCGGACUGCACAAGCAUGAAACUGGAAAUGUUUUCAGACAAGAAUUUUGUGAAGAGUCUCCUUCCAGUUUUCAUCGCAGGUUCAAUAACGCUGGACAAAUGGCUACCCGGCAGAAUUCCGUGGAACUGAAAUCUGAGUUAUUUGAAUCUGAAGAGAAAAUAAAUGAAGGCAACGAGACAGAAACAGAAGAGCAGCAGUUAUCUAGGAGUUUUGGAAAAAAUUCACAGAAGAAUGGCAUCUUGUCUCCAUCUUCAUUUGCUCAGCCCUAUCUUCAGUGCAGUCUGCUAUGCAAACAGAACCAGGAGCAGCUGAAGAAAUCUUCAAGUGAAUCAGAGAAUUUAAUGCCAUCCUCUUUGCAGAUUGGGUCUCUUCCUAUUGUCAGACUAAGAAGAAUAAAAGCCAUCAGUUCUAAUCAACAACUGGAGAGAGACACCAUCCAUACUGUAGAGAAACUCUGUUGCUGCUUUGAGUGUGGGAAACGAUUUCCUGACCGUAGUGCUCUUCGAAAGCACACACACAUUCAUACAGGUGAGAAGCCAUUUGGCUGUUCAGAAUGUGGUAAGCAAUUCUCUGGCAGUAGUGCUCUUCGAAAGCACACACACAUUCAUACAGGAGAGAAGCCGUUUAGCUGUUCUGAAUGCGGUAAAAAAUUCUCAUACCCCAGUGGUCUUUGGAGUCACACAAGAAUUCACACUGGAGAAAAACCUUAUUACUGUACUGAAUGUGGCAAACAAUUCUCUGACAAUAGUGCUCUUCGAAAGCACACACGCAUUCAUACAGGAGAGAAACUCUAUUGUUGUUCUGAAUGUGGCAAAGGAUUUUCUGACAGCAGUGGUCUUCGAAGGCACACACACAUUUAUGGAGGAGAGAAGCCAUUUAGCUGUUCUGAAUGUGGUAAGCGAUUCUUACACCCAAGCUGUCUUCAAAAACAUUCAAGAAUCCACACUGGAGAGAAACCUUAUUGCUGUUCUGAAUGUGGGAAACGAUUCUCUGCUUCUAGCACUCUUCGAAAGCACAAACAUAUUCAUACAGGAGAAAAGCCAUUUGGCUGUUCUGAAUGUGGUAAACGAUUCUCUUGCAGUGGCUCUCUUCACAAGCACAAAUGUAUACACAAUGGUGAGAAACCCCAUUUCUGUCUGGAAUGUGGUAAGCAAUUUUCAAACCUAGACAGUCUUUGGAGUAACACAAGAAUCCACACUGGAGAGAAAACAUAUCAUUGUUCAGAAUGUGUCAAAGGAAUUUCUGACAAUCGGUCUUUUCAACAAUACACACAAACUCAAACCAGAUUAAUGUCAUAUUCCUGUUCUGAAUGUGGUAAACGAUUUUCACGAGAAAGCUUUUUACGAAACCACACACGAAUUCACACAGGGGAAACACCUUAUUGCUGUUCUGAAUGUGGUAAACAAUUCUCGCAACCAAGCUAUUUACGAAGCCACAAACGAAUCCACAGUGGGGAAAAACCUUUUUGCUGUUCUGAAUGUGGGAAAAAAUUUCUUAAAAACUGCAUUCUUCAGAAACACAUGCUAAUUCACACUGGAGAGAAACCCCAUUGCUGCUCAGAAUGUGGUAAGCGCUUCCUAGAACUAAGUAGUCUUCGGAAGCACACACGAAUUCAUACUGGAGAGAAGCCAUAUUGCUGUUUUGAAUGUGGUAAACGAUUCUCUGAUAGUGCCACUCUUAGAAAGCACAAGCAAAUUCAUAUUGGAGAGAAGCCAUUUUGCUGCUCUGAAUGUGGUAAAAGAUUCCUACAUUUAUACAAUCUUAACAGCCACAAACGAGUCCACACUGGAGAGAAACCUUAUUGCUGUGCUGAAUGUGGGAAACGAUUCUCUGGCAACAGUGCUCUUCGAAAGCACACAUGCAUACAUUGAGGAUAGAAGCCAUUUGGCUUUUCUGGAUGUGAAAAAGGAUUACUCAAAAACAACUGUCUUCAUAAGCACAUAAAAAAAAAUAUACUGGAGAGACGUCCCAUUGUGGUGUUGAAUGUGCAAAAUAAUUUGUACAAAUAAACUUUUUUUUCAGAGCUACAAAAGAAUCCACACUGGGGACAAUUCUUGAAAGUCAAAGAGAGUGAGUGAAGUGAAAAUGUUAUACUGCAUCAUACUCAAGUCUUGAUUUUUGCAUUCAUGUGGUGGGCUUUGUAGUACAAGAUCUAUAACAAGUCUCAUCAUGGUGAAACUACUCUCACAGGUAAAAUUGGACCCAAAAAAGUCGGCCAUACUGGCUGCAUGUCUCUUUGGAUAAAAAGGUGCCCAAUUUUACCUCUGCAUUAGUGUAAGACAGGGGUCCUCAAUCACGGUCCUGGAGGGCCGCAGUGGCUGCAGCUUUUCCUUCCAGUCAGUUUCCUAAUUAGAAGAUGGUCCUUGCUGAUAAUGAAACUUGGUAUUUAACUAUUUGGCUUGUUAGUGUGUUCAUUCAGCCUAGUUUCUUUCUCUGAGAACAUUAGCCAUGUGUUUUGUGGACCAGAAUAGAUUUAAAUUUAGCGGUCCUUUCAAUUCCCCUCUAAUUUAUUUCUAAACAUUCUUAUCACAGAUACUUCAUACUUCAGAUACUACUUUAUCUGGAGAGCUGCUGGUUUAUUGGUUCUCUACAUUUCAUUAUUAAGUGAUGUCUGGGUAAUUAAAAAGGCAACAAUUCAAACUUAAAUGUAGCUGCUAAAAACUAAAACAGGCAAUUAAGGCUUGUGAAUUGUAACAGGCCAAAUAACUAAAAUUCAUCCUCCCCGCUAUAUCCUAACUACAGGGUCACGGGGUAACUAAAAUCCCAAGAACUGUAUUGCUUUAGUGGUAAAUAAAUGGGCUCUAAUUAAGAAAAUGGUUGAAGUGAAAACCUGCAGCCACUGCAGACCUCCAGAACUGUAAUUGAGGACCUCUGAUCAACAACGUAACUAAAAUUUAUCUUUGAUGAAUGAAAGCGCUAACAAGGCAUAGAGUUAAAUAGCAAGUUUCUUUAUCCGCAAGGUCUGAGUUCCAAUUGGGAAAACUGGGUGGAAUGAAACCCUGUAGCCACUGCGGUGCUCCGGGACUGUGAUUGAGGACCCCUGGUGUAAGGGGUGGUGGUAGUGAUAGUGUGACAUCUUUAAAAAAAAAAAAAAAAAUUGGUGUCAGUCCAGAUGGGCACUGCUACUGGUCACAGGACAGUGGAACAGAACAAACCACACAAGCAUAACGUGUGAAAGAAAUUAAGAGCAACAGAUAGCAGUGUGGUACUGCUACUUUUAUGUGGUAAACGAAGCAUGACUUGAAAAUAAAUAAACCUUUGGCAUAUAUAAAGAAAUCCUUGCCAUAAAUAAAAAAAAAAACUCUGUAGAGAAAGUAAAUAAAAUAUAUUUAUUCAUGCCAAAGAUUCUUUUUAUAUAUUUAUUAACAGAUUUUAGUAUCUCUAUGUUAAUGAGGUGGACAGCUCUAACUUAUUUUCUAAAGCUCUAUUAGUCAGGGAAGCAAAGCAGCCAUAAGCAACAGUAGCUGACUGACUAGUUCUCUUCACUUCUCUCUAUUCACUUCCACAAGGCAAACACUCACCAUGGUGCCAAGGGAAGGGGCUGAGCAGCUGGAACACUGUGGGACAGUGCCAGUGUACCUGAGCUAGUAGCACACUAGCUGCCGGUCAAGCCCAGACUAUGUGCUGUGGUACAGUUGUGCUUGACAGUUUGUGGUACAGUUGUGCUUGACAGUUAAACAAAUGAGACUAAAA